CCUCAUCCAUUUCUUCCUGGAAAGUAGUUCUCCCUCUCAUUUUGUGACAACAAGCCUCAGUACCCUGAUCCUCCUGUCCUGUCAACAUUUUCUCUACCUAACGGAGUUUGGGGGACAAGCAUUGAACCAAGCUGCCUCUCCUAGAGACGCCACGUGCCAUGGCCACAGCACCGACAUCUGUGGGUAUGGAAGAGGAAGCCACAUGCCCCAUCUGCCUGAAGUAUUUGAGAGACCCAGUGACCCUUGAGUGCAGCCACACAUUCUGUCGAUCCUGUGUCACCAACUACUUUGAGACAUGGGAAGAGCCGGGGGACUUGGAGUGUCCCAUCUGCCAAGCCAAGAUCCAGAAAGGAAAUUUGCGGCCCAAUGGGCAGCUGGCAAAUAUAACGGAAAAAAUCAAACACCUGCCGUUAAAUCCAGGGAAAGAGUGUCUCUGUCCAAGGCACAAGGAAAAUCUCACCUGGUUUUGCAAAGAGGACGAAGAAUUGGUGUGUUCAGUUUGUGAGCAAUCCCUAGAACAUAGAUCACACACUCUGCUUUCUCCGGAAGAGGCUGCCCAAGAAUACAAGGAUCAGAUCUGUAGCUUCCUAAAGAUUCUGAAGAAGAGGAGAGGAAAAAUACCAGCAUAUGCAGCAGACACAGGGAAAGAAAGGCAGGACCUGCUUAAAGAAAUAAGAUCAGAAAGUGAAAAGACAGUGGCUAAAUUCAGACGACUGCACCAGUUUCUGGAUGAACAAGAGAAGCUUCUGCUGGCUGAGAUGGAAGAGCUGGAGAAGGAGAUUGCCAAGAAACGGGAUGAGUACAUGGUCAGACUCUCGGAGCAAUUCUCCUGUCUUGAAAGAGUCAUCGAAGAGAUGGAGGAGAAGUGUCAGCAGCCAGCGUGUAAACUCCUGCAGGAUAUUAGGAGCUCCCUGCAGAGGUGUGAGGAGAAGGCGAAGUUUGAGAAUCCCAUGGCAUUUCCUUCUGCACUGAAGUGGAGGAUCUGGGACUUCUGUGACAUAACUCCCUUUCUGGAGGGUGUCAUGAAGCAAUUCAGAGACGCUCUGGUAUGUGGACUUCAGCUGCAAAAAGCCAACAUAACUCUGGACCCAGACACGGCCCAUCCCCAGCUCAUCCUGUCCGAGGAUCGCAAAAGUGUGAGAUGGGGAGACGUACAUCGAGAUCUGCCCCCAAACCCGGAGAGAUUUGACCGAUGUGCUUUUGUGCUGGGACGUGAGGGAUUCACUGCUGGCAGACACUUCUGGGAUGUCGUUCUGGGGAGUGAGGAGCGAUGGGCUGUGGGGGUCGCCAGGAAAUCUAUGAAGAGAAAGGGCCUUUUUAAUCUCAAUCAGAAGGAAGGAGUCUGGGCUGUGGGCAAGUGGGGAGAUACGUAUAUAGCCACCAAAGCCACUGGUAAUGCUGCCUUGUCCUUGGGUGCUGAGCUCAAGAAGAUCCGGGUGAUUCUGAACUGUGCUGGGGGCAAGGUGUGCUUUUACAAUGCUGAUACAGCAGCCCAGAUAUAUGCCUACCAGGCUGCCUCAUUCUCCGGAAAGACCCUUUACCCCUUCUUUUGUGCAGCCGACAAAGCUCAUCUGACAGUUUCUCCUUAAGGGUGGAGGCAGACAUCCAUAAACUUGGUACAGUUACCAUACAUGUGUAGCUCUCUCUCCCCAGGGUUGGGCUCAGAGGUUGCUGUGUGUGUGUGUGUGUGUGUGAGGAGGAGGAGGAGCUGUAUUUGCAGAACAGUGAUGGGCUGACACUUUCUCCUCCCUCACCGCCAAUUUCAAAGUGCCACAAACCUUUAAUGUGACAAACAUGCCAGAUGCUUGAAAAGAAUAGGCAAAAUCUAGUGGACAGUUUCCUUUCACUCGAUAGUUGAAUGAUGGUGCACGAACAAAGAUGGAAAGAAGCAAAACUUUAUUUUCUUUUACUCCUAUAUCUAUGCAUGUCUGUUUCCAGCCCCCAUGCUGGCUGGGGUCUCUCUACAUCAAGCAAAAAAAGAAAGAAAAGAAAAACCUACCAAAACC
Messenger RNA from Elgaria multicarinata webbii, 2006 nucleotides. Its product is annotated as tripartite motif-containing protein 10-like. NCBI's taxonomy places the organism in Eukaryota, Metazoa, Chordata, Lepidosauria, Squamata, Anguidae. Gene Ontology annotation, biological process: regulation of gene expression; innate immune response; protein ubiquitination. The transcript is spliced from 8 exons. Gene Ontology annotation, cellular component: cytoplasm. The record is from RefSeq and is a predicted model, not a curated record. Bases 159 to 1589 code for a protein of 476 amino acids. Gene Ontology annotation, molecular function: ubiquitin protein ligase activity; zinc ion binding; protein binding.